Messenger RNA from Otolemur garnettii (small-eared galago), 417 nucleotides. RefSeq names its product 60S ribosomal protein L36a-like. Gene Ontology annotation, molecular function: structural constituent of ribosome. Lineage: Eukaryota; Metazoa; Chordata; Mammalia; Primates; Galagidae. The transcript is spliced from 2 exons. Gene Ontology annotation, biological process: translation. Gene Ontology annotation, cellular component: cytosolic large ribosomal subunit; ribosome. The record is from RefSeq and is a predicted model, not a curated record. The coding region runs from base 1 to 393 and encodes 130 amino acids.
AUGGUGGCCAUGGCAUAUGGGCAGUUCUUAGAAAGGAACACGCCUCUACGCACUCAGCACACUUGUGCAAACAUAAUGAACAGUCCUAAAAUCCACCAAACUUUCUCUAAGAAGAAUGGCAAGUACCAACGCCACAAAGUGACACACUACAAGAAAGGCAAGGAUUCUCUGGGCCCCCAGGGAAAGCAGCGUUAUGACAAGGAGCAGAGUGGCUAUGGUGGGCAGACUCAGCCAAUUUUCCAGAAAAAGGCUCAAACUACAAAGAAGAUUGUGCCGAGGCUUGAGUGUGUCCAGCCCAACUGCAAAUCUAGGAGAAUGCUGGCUAUUAAGAGAUGCAAACAUUUUGAACUGAGAGAAGAUAAGAAGAGAAAGGGCCAAGUGAUCCAGUUCUAAACGUCUUUUGUUUUAUUAUGAAGA